Labrus bergylta (ballan wrasse) is the source of this 3234-nucleotide messenger RNA. The record is from RefSeq and is a predicted model, not a curated record. NCBI's taxonomy places the organism in Eukaryota, Metazoa, Chordata, Actinopteri, Labriformes, Labridae.
UAUAAAAUAUAUUCGAGCGACUGGUUUCCACGUCAGACAGACUGAAGCCCAAACACCUGGAGGCGGAUAAUGUUUAAGUUUACCGCUGGAGUGAGAAGUUAAAGACGUUUUCUCGAAGUUUCUCUGACAUUUACAAAUGGAUUCAGGCAAAGUGUUGCACAGAAGGAAACGGGACAUUCCUGUAAUCCGACCAGGAGCAUCAGAUGAGCACCAGCUUCUCCAACAGGUCAGUGCUAAAAGUCUUGAACUCAGUAAGGUGAUUCGUCUUCUUGAAGAUCCUUUGACUGCUAACUUGAAGGAGCGCCACCUUUUUGUCCUGAAGAAACUCCUGAAGAGAAGCCAAAUUGGUUUCCUUUUGAAGGACCUGACAGGUGUAGCCAAAAUACUCAACAUCUGUGCUGAGAAGGGGAAGGAUCACCCUGAGUAUUUAUCCAUUUUAUGUGAGGCGCUAGAAAUUUGUGGACUCCCCUUCCUGAAGGAGAAAUCAUCUGAUGAGCUGACAUACGCCAAGGACCUCAUAGAGUUCCUCUCUCACAUGGGGUGUCUGAUGAGGGUGUCAGAUGUUGAAGUGAGACAGCAGAUAGUUGAAUCGGUGAAAUCAUUCUACAGCUGCGUGGCCCCCAAACAUCUGCUGGAUGGUACGGCCCGUCUCACAAAGACAAAGCCUCGGACUCUCCCCUCUGAAAACCGAUUUUCUAGACUUUCACUAAGACUCCAGCCAACCUCUCCAGGCUACAGGCUGCAGCUCCUGGAGCGCAGUGACCUGGCUCAGACGUUGCUCCUCGCCAUGGCCGCGUUGGAGAACCAGACCGCCAUCAAGCUGCAGCUCCUGCAGACUCUUCUGAUCCUCUCCGGCUCCUCUGAUUUGAACUGUGCAUCGAUGCUAAGAGCGGGAGGAGCAGGGACGAUUUGUCUCCACAUGAACGAACCCGAUGCAUCUGGUCAGGUUCUGUUCUGCUCCUCUGAAAUCCUCUGGAACCUCCUGGAGCGAGGCAACAAGGCGGAGGUCACUGCGCAGCUCAGCAGCAUGGAGUGUGUCAUAUCUCUAAAAGAGGCAUUUCUUUACAAGCUGAUUAAUGGUGUCAAUCAUUCUGACCUCCAACUCCGAAAUGACCUGCUGGUGAUCACAACUCUCCUUGCCGAUAACCCGAACUCUCUGCUCAUUGAAAGUCUGUUUGCCAAACAGCUUGUUGUUCUCGCCACAUUUCCAGAACGGAAAAGCCAAAACUCUUUGCUUGGUGACCUCAAACUCAACUUCAAUAACGAUGACUUGAAAAUGAAGAAGCUUCUGCUGAACCUGUUGGUUUUAAUGUCAAAGGACUUAAGUGCCCUGCAGCUCUAUAAAGACGAAAUGGUUAUGUUGUCUCUCCUGAUGCUCGUGAAGCCGCCUGCUGCCUCCUCUGGGCGGCGGUCCGGUUCACGCUGCUGGUCCUCCAUCCAGCAGGAGGAGCUCAUGCUGCAGGCGCUGGCCACCCUGGCUACCAUCGCUCCCCUCAUGUUGGAUGAUUUUAUGACAUGUCAGGGAAAUGUGUGUCUGCUGCUCGUGCUGGACUGGUGCGUCACACAAGAUUCUUACUUUGGUCAGGGUCACAGCUUUCAUGGCACAGGAGGACGAGGCAGUAAGAAGGCUCAGAUGAGGCAUUGCAUCCGAGUGCUGAGAUCUGUGACGUCAUUAGGUGAAGAGUCGGUCAACCAGGACCUUUGUGAUCAAGGACUCAUCCACCAGCUCGUGGGGGUUUUGAUGCAGAUGGAAGCAAGUCCUGAUGAAGAGGAUAUAGUCACUGUGGAGAUUAAGUCAGAUAUUCAACUAAUACUGUCUGCGCUGUGUGAGAGCGACAUGCACAGAAAGGAGCUGUUUGGAUCAGAGGGAGUCGAGAUGACCGUUCACUUCUUGAAGAAAGGCUCCGACAAGUUCUACAGCGGUCUGGGACACAACAAACUCAUCCUGUCCACAGUGGACUGUGUCUGGUCCUGUAUUGUUGGCUGCUACACCACAGAGGAUUACUUUCUGGCUAAAGAGGGAGGCUUUCUUCUCUUGGAGCUCCUCAGUUCAAGCCCCAGAUGUGUUCAUUGCAACAUCCUCGCCGCCCUCCUGGAGCUUUGUGACAACCCGAACACGCUGUCCCACAUCCUGAGCUGGAGGGGCGACGGCGGUCAGACGGCGCCUGGACUCCUGCUGCAGCUGUGGAGGGAGGAGGAGGAGGAGCUCAAAGUCAGCAGGAACAAACACGGAGGGAUCGCAGAUCCCAAGAGACCCAUCCUCAGCGUGUACCAGGGCGAAGACCCACAGCUGUCGUUUUCUUCUAAUGAACCGAGUCCAGCAGUGCUGGAGUUAGCAGAGAGUCUACGCUCAAAGAUUUACUCCAUCUUCUGCAAACUUGGUUUCCAGGACCUUCCUGGUUUGUCAACAAAACAUUUUGUGACCAUGAGUGUCGUCAGGAGAUAUCUGGACUUCAAGGUCGGCGAGGUGUGGGACGAGAUCAGCAGAGAGCUGAGUUCAGAAGGUGUGAGGCCGAUCUCUCCGGAUGAGGAGGCUCUGAGCACGAUCUGUAAGAUUGCAGAGGACACAGCGAGGAGGGUGGUAGCAGAACAGAACAGCAUCCUGGAGCAGCGGAGGAAAGAGGAGGUCAGCGAGGAGGAGCUCGUGUACUCUGAGAUUAAAUCUCAUUGGAAGCAGCGAGAGCUCACAGCCAAGACCUGGGACAACUACGUUUCCAAAACUUCAAACUUUGACACCCUGAAGGAAAUCAAAGCACAGAGGGAGAAACAAAGUGAAUCCUGCAGACCCAAACCUGAGGAUGCUGCAGGUCGUCUCACACAGCAUUUCAUCGGUAAGGUCGUAGCUGUAGAGACCACUGACGCUCCGGGACCGGCAGGAGUGAAAGUGACGAUCGCCAGAGCUUCCAUCAAUUCUGCGGGUCAGGACCGAGAGGGAGCAGCAAGACACGACCAAGAGUACUUCAGCACGGUUUCUGUAAAAGACUGAUAACAGCAAAGACUCUGAUUCAAUACAAACCCUGUACAUUAAUACUGCAUCUUUAUUUUUAUUUUCAAAUCUUACAAACACAGCACAAUCAUGCAUCGUCGUUUCUUUAAGAGCAGAUUCAGUCAAUAAUGGAGAGUUUUGUGUGACUUUUGCAGAACAUGUAGACGUGAGGUCACUGGAUGUGCACAAUCAGCAUCUUGUAGUCUAGUCCACCUCUGACACCCUUAUAUGGACACAGACACACACAC